CUGGUAGCGAAGUACGGGCAAAACCCUAAAAACCAAAACACGAAACUCGCAGGCGACGACGACGACGACGACAUAUUUUGCUCUCUUGAUAUUCUUCGUCCCUUCUUCUACCCAGAAUUGAAUUUCAGAUAUUUAAAAAAGCAGAUAAUGGUUUCGGGUCAGAGGAAUAGCCAUGGGAAGCGGGCUCAUUCUCACUCGGACUAUUCUGAGAAUGGGGGGAAUAAGAGGAGAACUUCUGGUGAUGACAGGGAGCCAUUUGUUAUUAAUUCAGAAGAUACUGUGUUUCGCUACUUGUGCCCUGCUAGAAAGAUAGGGAGCAUUAUAGGAAGAGGAGGGGAUAUUGUUAAGCAAUUAAGGGCAGACACUAAGUCGAAGAUUAGGAUUGGUGAGACUGUUCCUGGAUGUGAGGAACGUGUGGUUACCAUUUACAGCUCUAAUGAGGCGACAAAUGGCCUGGAAGAUGGUGAGACUUUUGUUUCAGCUGCUCAGGAUGCUCUAUUCAAGGUGCAUGACAGAGUUAUUGCUGAAGACUUGCAUGGUGAUGAGGAUUCUGAAGGCCAGCAAGUUACGGCUCGACUUCUUGUACCAUCUGAUCAGAUUGGUUGUGUUAUUGGGAAGGGUGGACAAAUAGUUCAGAACAUACGUGGUGACACUGGUGCUCAGAUUCGCAUUCUUAAAGAUGAGCAUUUGCCCCCAGGUGCCUUGCGCACAGAUGAACUUGUACAGAUAUCUGGGGAAGCUGCAGUUCUCAAAAAGGCUCUGUCUCAAAUUGCAAAUCGCCUUCAUGAAAAUCCAUCACGCACUCAGCACUUGCUUACUUCAGCUAUUUCAAGUGUGUAUCCUUCUGGUGGUGCACUCCUAGGAUCAGCUGCUCGUGGCCCUAUUGUCGGAAUAGCACCUUUGGUUGGUCCUUAUGGAGGGUACAAGAGUGAUACUGGAGAUUGGUCACGCUCCUUGUAUUCAGCUCCAAGGGAUGAGAUGUCAUCAAAAGAAUUUUCUCUCCGUUUGAUCUGCCCAACUGCUAAUAUUGGAGGUGUGAUUGGAAAGGGUGGUGCCAUCAUCAAUCAAAUCAGACAGGAUUCAAAGGCAGUUAUCAAAGUUGAUAGUAACACAACUGAAGGAGAUGACUGUUUAAUAACUAUUUCUGCGAAAGAGUUCUUUGAGGACACUUAUUCUCCCACCAUAGAGGCAGCUGUGCGAUUGCAACCUAGAUGUAGUGAGAAGGUUGAAAGAGAUUCAGGAAUCACAUCAUUCACAACCCGCUUACUUGUGCCAACCUCACGAAUUGGCUGCCUUAUUGGUAAAGGAGGUGCUAUAAUAACUGAGAUCAGGAGGAUCACAAAAGCAAAUAUUCGUAUACUUUCAAAGGAAAACCUGCCAAAAAUUGCAUCUGAAGAUGACGAGAUGGUGCAGAUUGCUGGAGACCUAGAUAUUGCAAAGGAUGCUCUUAUACAAGUAACAUCACGGUUAAGAGCUAAUCUUUUUGAUAGGGAAGGUGCUGUUUCUGCAUUAGUACCAGUUUUGCCUUAUCUUCCUGUUCCAGCAGAGGGAGCAGAUGGUUUAGGUUAUGAAAGUAGAGAUAGCAAGAGGCAUGGACGGGGGCAUUCUUAUUCUGGUAGCUAUGGCUCAAGUGAUCUUCCUGCUAGUGACAACUAUGGAAAUUAUAGUGGACAGAUUGGAGGUAGUGGUGGUGCUUAUGGAGCUUAUGGGAGUUAUUCUUCUGGACGUGGUGGUGCUGGGUUAUCAGGCCAUACACCUUCUUCACGGCGCAAAACCUAUGGUUACUAACAAACAGAUGUUGCAGAGAUUUAUGCUGCCUGAAGCCAGCCUCCUGCCUCCUUUGAUGAAGCCUGCCUAAACUGGAAGACCAGAUGAACCAGGGUUUGACAUACUCAUGGCCCACCCUGAUGCUACUACCUAGAAGCACCACAUAUAAGAGGAGAUCUUGUUAUUCACUUUUGAAACUUGCCAUGUCCAUGUCACCAAAAAUCCAAGCUCUAUAUUAUUGUGCUUCCGAGAACCUAUCUAGCCAGAAUGCCUGUGUUGCUGCUUUUAUUUUUUAAAUACCUUUUGUCUUUUAUUUAUUUUCUAGUUGAUAUUUGUUUAGAAGCCUAGAAACCAUUUUGCUGCUUGCAUCCACUGGCAGUUGUAUCAGAGAUCCUUGGGGUUUAAUUUUCUAACAU
This is a messenger RNA of Rubroshorea leprosula, 2183 nucleotides long. The record is from the annotation of a GenBank genome assembly. Lineage: Eukaryota; Viridiplantae; Streptophyta; Magnoliopsida; Malvales; Dipterocarpaceae.